Chondrus crispus (carragheen) is the source of this 732-nucleotide messenger RNA. RefSeq lists its product as hypothetical. The transcript has a single exon. NCBI's taxonomy places the organism in Eukaryota, Rhodophyta, Florideophyceae, Gigartinales, Gigartinaceae. The record is from RefSeq and is a predicted model, not a curated record. Bases 1 to 732 code for a protein of 243 amino acids.
AUGCCAUCUUCAGAUCGAUGGCGGAUUUCAGUCUCCGCAGACGACAGCCUCGACGGCGUCGCGAUCUGUAACAAUCCUGAAAUGGACAGAGGCCAUUUCCCCCGGCACAAUGGUCAUAAUGCAGAUCCCGGUACGGGGAGAGCAACCAUCCAAGACCUCGGUUCUGUAUUCCUAAGCCCGGAUGACGACAGCGCCCACACCAAUGAUGUCGUCGACAUCAUUGGUCGAAUUUCUAGUUCAGAUCCGGACGACAAUCCCUCAGAUCCUCUUUACUACAACCCCAUCGAUGAAGACUGCUCGUCUUCUGACGACAUGCCGUCUUCCCAAGAAGUUCAGCUAAAUUCUCCUUCAGAAUCGGAAGAAGACUCUACCGAAAUGAACUUACCCGUGAACAUGCGCGUGGAGCAAGCCGAAAUUAUUUCUCUGCACUCUCCCUCUACUCACAAAGGAAAAACAGUACCGACUAAUCAGUUCUAUGGCCAGAAAAACGUGAUUCAGGACUACUUUUCAUGUCUUUUCACGUAUUGUGAGUCAGAGCUUGUUAACGUCAACGAUACCGAUUUGAAUAAUGACGAAGCUGUAGAAGCAAGCCUUACGUCAUGUGCCUCUGUAGAGGGCGAAGACAGAUGGGACGCCUCAUCUGACGUAGGCUUGUCGACGUGGAAAUAUUCCUCACCAUUUGCGCCAGUGACACUCUCUAUCGACACAGUCGAUGCAGACCUGUACCCUUGA